Synchiropus splendidus (mandarinfish) is the source of this 1399-nucleotide messenger RNA. RefSeq names its product green-sensitive opsin-like. The transcript has 5 exons. The record is from RefSeq and is a predicted model, not a curated record. Gene Ontology annotation, cellular component: membrane; photoreceptor outer segment. Gene Ontology annotation, molecular function: G protein-coupled receptor activity. Gene Ontology annotation, biological process: phototransduction; G protein-coupled receptor signaling pathway; visual perception. Lineage: Eukaryota; Metazoa; Chordata; Actinopteri; Syngnathiformes; Callionymidae. The coding region runs from base 39 to 1079 and encodes 346 amino acids.
AAAAAGCAGAGCAGAGUCACUCCCCGCUGUUGCAAAAGAUGGAGAACGGAACCGAAGGCAAGAACUUCUACAUCCCUAUGAACAACAGGACGGGGCUUGUGAGGGACCCCUUUCACUAUCCACAGUACUAUCUGGCGGAUCCAUGGUUCUUCAAGCUCCUGGCUCUUUUCAUGUUCUUCCUCAUCUGCACUGGCUUCCCCAUCAACGCUCUCACCCUGCUGGUCACUGCCCAGAACAAGAAGCUACGACAGCCGCUGAAUUUCAUCCUGGUUAAUCUGGCAGUUGCUGGACUGAUCAUGGUGUUGUUUGGCUUCACUGUCACCUUUUAUUCUUCACUGAAUGGACACUUCGCCUUGGGACCAAUGAGCUGCACUAUUGAAGGAUUCAUGGCAACACUUGGAGGGCAGGUGUCCCUGUGGUCUCUAGUCGUCCUGGCCAUUGAGAGAUAUAUUGUGGUUUGCAAACCCAUGGGCAGCUUCAAGUUCACAGCCACUCACGCUUCUGCUGGCUGUGCCUUCACCUGGAUCAUGGCGUGUGCCUGUGCUGUUCCACCUCUUGUUGGCUGGUCAAGGUACAUCCCAGAGGGGGUUCAGGUGUCGUGCGGACCGGACUACUACACUCUGGCUCCUGGCUUCAACAACGAGUCAUACGUCAUGUACAUGUUCUCAUGCCACUUCUGCUUCCCUGUCUUCACCAUCUUUUUCACCUAUGGAAACUUAGUCUGCACUGUCAAGGCGGCUGCUGCUCAGCAGCAGGACUCAGCUUCCACUCAGAAGGCUGAGAAGGAGGUGACACGCAUGUGCGUCCUGAUGGUGCUUGGAUUCCUGGUGGCUUGGACGCCAUAUGCCAGCUUUGCUGCCUGGAUCUUCUUCAACAAAGGCGCUGCGUUCUCUGCCACAGCCAUGGCCGUCCCGGCUUUCUUCUCCAAGAGCUCUGCCUUGUUCAACCCCAUCAUCUACGUGCUCAUGAACAAACAGUUCCGUAACUGCAUGCUGAGCACUGUUGGAAUGGGAGGAAUGGUGGACGAUGAGACCUCAGUGUCGUCCUCAAGCAAGACAGAAGUUUCCUCUGUCUCCUAAAACCUGGACGCACAUCAACAGCUCUCACGAAUAUCGCUCACGGACUUAUUGCAAAGGACAUUGGAAUCAGUUGUUUUCACUGACUAGCCAAACAUGGGUCUUAAUCCAGACUUGGAUAUAAGUUUUAUCUCAAAGCUACACAUUUCAGACCAGUGACGCACUGUUUUUUUUUUCCAAUCUUGACCAUCAACACUUGCUUCAGUCACAUGGUUUUAUAGAUCAUUUUUGAGGGGGUUGGAAACGAUUGUUCCUGUCUGAUUGUACAUAUAUUUUAUAAAUGCUUGUGCAAAUGUAGGUAAAUAAAUGCAUGCAUCAAAAUG